Zasmidium cellare ATCC 36951 is the source of this 480-nucleotide messenger RNA. RefSeq lists its product as uncharacterized. The transcript has a single exon. Bases 1 to 480 code for a protein of 159 amino acids. The record is from RefSeq and is a predicted model, not a curated record. Lineage: Eukaryota; Fungi; Ascomycota; Dothideomycetes; Mycosphaerellales; Mycosphaerellaceae.
AUGUCGAGCGGAGGCUCAAUCGAGGAGCCAAAGCGCUCACUAGUGCACGGGCUCGAUGUGGGCUGUGGAGUCCGUGCCGUCUGGGUGUGGUCGAGCGUGAUUAUUGAUGCCAUGGGAUUCAAUCUUCUACGCUGCGGUACUGCUUUGUUUCCUGUCCUUCCUCCAUAUCAUCAUCUUCUGCAUCCUAUCCUUCCCCAACAGUGGGCGGCUCGCGCGUCAGUAUCACCAUCACCACCAGCAGCACGCAGCGUGCCAGAUCCCGGUCGGCUGCCCCUCAGCUGGAUCAUCACUGCCCUGUCCAGUCCAGGUUCCACACACGCCUGUCCUCGCCGGCUAUCGUCCACCUCGCUCCUGCACCUAUCUGCACCUCUCUGCCCGCACUUUUUGUCCCACGCACCCGCACCACCUCCUGCUCUCCACCACCACGCGCCCUUUGGCAUCGAGGACGGCAGCCUCACCCAUCCACCUGUGAGGACAUAA